AUGUCGCAAAAAAGUUUACGAAUAAAGCUGACUUGAAAGAUUAUUGUUCCUUUGAUGAUAGGUAUGAUUCUUAUUUGCAGCGUCGCAAUAGUCCCAUUGUAUAACGAAUAUCCUAUUUGAAUAGACAACUAUAUUAAUGAUAUACAUGAUGAUCAAGGAAAAGCAAUGAUAGAUGUAUCGCUAUAUCUCGUUAAAAGUGAGUCACUUAAUAUCAUCCAGCACUCAGCAAACCUUAUUCUAUAAUAGAGCUAAGCUCUUUAAUUUUCAAUUAAAAACCCUCUUUUUCUAUAGAAAAUAGAAUACUGGCUAUAAUCAUAAAAAGCUCAGUUUCUUUAACUAAUUUAUGAUAAUUGCCAGGGCUUUAAUGAAUUCUUACUUCGGAAAUUCAUUAGCAAUAAAAACUCAAAAUUAUUCACCUGGGCUAAACUACGUAAGCGGAAUAGCAAUAGCUGAAAAUAAAGCUAAGCUAUCAUGCUGAAAUAACAUAACAAAUACAAGUUACUGUCAGGCUCUUUGAUUUACUUCUCCAAGCGAUGAUAAUACUGCUAACCUAAAUAAAACUUCUCUUCUAAAUCUGAAUUCAUCAGCUGUCUUUGAUAGUUUCUUAAGACCUAUGGCUGUGAUUGGCUAUAAGCUGAAUCCAUUAUUUGGAGACGUGUUUAUAGGCUUUGAAAAUGAUGGUCUUUACUAUUUAAAUCCAGCAGGAAAUUACAGUUUUCUAGCUAAUGCAUCUAAAAACUCCUUAUGCAGUAGCCCAACCUAUCAAUAUGACCCAAGAUGCACACUGUGGUUUGAGGAAACAAAAAGCAAGUCUUUUGAAACCAGAAACAGCGUGGUUUUAACAGACCUCAAUUUAGAUAUAAACUCUUUAAGCCAAUCAGCUUGUGUAGGAAUUUGGAGUGACUCUGACGAUUUUAUAUUGUCAAGCUGCCUAAAGUUUUAUCUAAAUUCAUUCAGAAAACGCUUAUGGGGAGUAAAUGUAGGAAAAGGGUCUUAUAUAUAUGUGCUGGAUGCUAGUGGAGAGGUUAUUGUGUAUUCUAAAUCAACGUGGACUUCAGCAAAUCCUCCAUCAAUUUUUGAGCUUGAGUUUGGGAAAAAUGCAGAUUCUAUCUCUGCUGAAGUAAGAUAUUACAGAGACCAUAUUUUACCAAUUUUUCAAAAAAAUAAGACAGAAUUGGCAUAUUAUUAUAAAAAUGGCGAUAAAAUGCUGAUUUCGGUUGCCCCUAUAAAGAUACAGCUUGGCCUAAAUUCUGAGCUGACUCCUUGGGCAUCUGUAGGAAUUGUAAUAAAAGAAUCGGAUACGACUAAAAAACUAGACAAGUUAAAAGAUGAUUUUUAUUAUCUAAUGUAUGGUGAAAUUGCCAUAUUUGCUGUUCUUAUAGUCUUUUUUGGAAUUUGAUGUUAUUUUUUAACAAAAUUCCUUUCAGCUGCAGUUACAAAACCUGUAGAAAAAUUAUCAUGCAUUUUAAAACGAUUAUUUAAGAAAGAUCUAGGAGUUGAUAUCAUGGAAGAAUAUGAGCCGGGUCCUCCAGAAAUUGGCUCUUUAUAUGAAAUCUUUGAGAAACUCCGAAUUGUUCUUAAAAUGCAGGAUUCUAUAAAAUUCAACGACGAAACAGCUGGCAUGAUUAAUUACGCUCAAGCUCUAAAUUUAUUCAGAGACUUCAGGAAUAAAAAAGCUAUGGAACUUUGCCAUAGAGAACUCGGAAACAUUCAUUUUCAGAAUAAAAGAUACCCAGAAGCAGCAUUAAAUUAUUAUAGCUCAUAUAGACUCUCCAAAAACAUAGAAGGCAUUUCAGAGCUGGAAAAAGCCAGAAUUAAAAUCCAAACAGCAAAAUCUAUGCUAUUUGCAGGAACCAAAAAAGAAGAAGCGAUUGAAAUGUUUAAUGAAGCUAUUGAUUUCUAUAAAUCUCAGUCAUAUAAAAAUAUAGAGAUUAUUCUCUGUUUGCUGGAUAAAAUAGAAAGCCUUUUUGCAGUCAGCCAAAUCCCAGUCUCAGAUAUAGAUGAAGUGGAAAAGCUACUACAGGAAUGAAUUCCAUUAAGCAUGCAAAGCAUUCUUCAGCAAAAAUAUUUAUAUUUUAGAGCUUUUCAAUAUGAAAUGCAAGAAGAUUUAAAAACUGCUUCAAGGCUGUAUAUGAUAUGCAUAGAAGGAUUUAUUGAUUUCGACCCUAAUAUAAGGAAAAAAACUCUUGAAAGAUUAAUUGGGAUUUUUGAAAAAAAUAGUCUGCCUUGCUAUGAAUUAAAGAUUUUAUGGAAAAAUUUGAAUGAAAUUAGCAAAGAUAUCGCCCUAAUUAUUGAUACAAAAAUUUGCAACUUAGAGGUCCAGAACAAUAUAUUGUGGCUUAUUGAAGCUGUUUUUAAUAAAAAUGAUAGGCUAUCUAUAAUUGAUUUUGAUGAAGCCAUACAGAUUCACUUUAAUUUAACCCAAAAAAUCCCUAAAAAUAUUCGUUUCUCUAUUAUUGAUUUAAUCAACCAAUCUGGAAAAUCUGUGCUUUAUGAUGGAAUUAAUGCUGGGAUUAACCAAAUUUGUGCUUUGGAUAUCAAAAAUUCAGCACUUUUGCCAAGCCCGAAUAUCCAGCAGAAAUGGGUCAUAGCGAUUUGUGGAAGUGGAGAUAAAGGAAGCGAAAUUAGACAAGAUUUUCUGUCUAAAAAGGUUAAUGAGCUGGGGAUAAAUUUGGUGAUUGUUUAUAUCAAUUAUGAUCCUAAUCAAGCUAAUGAGUUAGGAUUAUUAAUAAACUCAAGUCCACGAGGUGUGGUAAUUUCAGUCUAUUCAGACGAUGAUAUCAGAUCAGCAGUUCAAAAAACUGCAGCAUUUAUGUGCCCAUCAAAAUGUGUAUUUAACAAUUAA
This is a messenger RNA of Blepharisma stoltei, 2845 nucleotides long. The record is from the annotation of a GenBank genome assembly. NCBI's taxonomy places the organism in Eukaryota, Ciliophora, Heterotrichea, Heterotrichida, Blepharismidae.